This is a messenger RNA of Habropoda laboriosa, 1167 nucleotides long. Its product is annotated as methylglutaconyl-CoA hydratase, mitochondrial. The transcript is spliced from 3 exons. Gene Ontology annotation, cellular component: mitochondrion. Gene Ontology annotation, molecular function: enoyl-CoA hydratase activity. Bases 188 to 1090 code for a protein of 300 amino acids. NCBI's taxonomy places the organism in Eukaryota, Metazoa, Arthropoda, Insecta, Hymenoptera, Apidae. Gene Ontology annotation, biological process: fatty acid beta-oxidation. The record is from RefSeq and is a predicted model, not a curated record.
GCCGUGGAGGUAUUGAAGGUCUUUUCUCAACUCUCCCUUCCACAAAUGUUUUGAUGUUAUUGACGAAACACGACAGUGCAUAAAGUCCACGGAGUCGCCUCCAGCAUUCCAAUACUGUUUACGACACAGAUUGAAUUUACGCAAGACUUAAUUCAGUGAAAGCCUGUAUAUACAUAAGCUUUAUAUAAUGGGUCCUUUAACAACAAGUGUCAAGCAUACUUUCCAUUCUCUUUGCACAACUGCAGUAAGGGCAAUGUCCACAAAUGUAAUGCUGAAUCCAAAAGAUGAUGCAAAAGAAGUAGUACUGAAAUAUUUAGAUGGAAAAGACAAUGGUAUUGUAGUAUUGGGAUUAAACCGGCCUGCAGUUUGUAAUGCACUUGGCAAAACUUUAGUUAAUCAAUUCAGUGAUGCUAUUUCUUCUGUUAGAGAAGAUAAUAAACUGAGAGUACUAAUUAUUCGUAGUUUAGUUCCAAAAAUUUUCUGUGCUGGUGCAGAUUUGCGAGAAAGAGCAAAGAUGGAUAACUCAGAAGUUCCAAAAUUUGUUUCAUUCUUGAGAAACAUGAUGAGUAAUGUUGAACAUUUGCCAACUCCAGUAAUAUCUGCCAUAGAUGGUUUUGCAUUAGGUGGAGGACUAGAACUUGCCUUAGCCACAGAUAUCAGAGUUGCAUCAUUAGAAGCUAAAAUGGGCCUUGUAGAAACAAAAUGGGCUAUUAUUCCUGGAGCUGGUGGCACACAACGACUUCCAAGAAUAAUUGGAACUGCUAAAGCUAAAGAACUCAUUUAUACCUCGCGUUUAGUUGAUGGUGAACAAGCUAUGAAGAUUGGUUUAGUAAAUCAAGUAGUUCCACAAAAUAAAAGCGGCGAUGCCGCUUACCAAGCUGCUUUAACCAUUGCUAGAGAAAUUUUGCCUAAUGGACCAAUUGGAGUUAAAGUUGCAAAAACUGCAAUAUCAAAAGGUCUUCAGGUACCUAUCACAGAUGGACUUGAAAUUGAGAAACAAUGUUAUGCUAAAACUGUGGAUACAAAAGACAGAAUUGAGGGGCUUGCAGCAUUUGCAGCAAAACGCAUACCCAUUUAUCAAGGAAUGUAAACACACAAAACUGAAAUGCAGUGUACUAUUACAAGUCCAUUACGCUUAAUUCACAUAUCAAAUAGAUGCAUUUUAAU